Messenger RNA from Bicyclus anynana (squinting bush brown), 2570 nucleotides. RefSeq names its product gastrula zinc finger protein XlCGF57.1. The transcript has 5 exons. The record is from RefSeq and is a predicted model, not a curated record. NCBI's taxonomy places the organism in Eukaryota, Metazoa, Arthropoda, Insecta, Lepidoptera, Nymphalidae. Gene Ontology annotation, molecular function: RNA polymerase II cis-regulatory region sequence-specific DNA binding; DNA-binding transcription activator activity, RNA polymerase II-specific. Gene Ontology annotation, biological process: regulation of transcription by RNA polymerase II. Bases 775 to 2223 code for a protein of 482 amino acids. Gene Ontology annotation, cellular component: nucleus.
UCUGUGCUAUUGAUGAAAAAAUGAAAAAUGAAAAUGAAAAAUCAAGAAAAUUCAAUGUUUUUUUUUGUAAAUAUUAAAUUAAAAAUCAAUUAGAAUUAGUUAAUUAAUAGCAACUUUGUCAACCGCUGCAAGUUUAUUAGAUAACUAAAAUUAUCACACAAGCUGCUCGUUCAGGCAAUAAGUGCGUCGCUUUAUUUGGUGAAAUAUUAUAAGUGAAUGCCUUUGGUUGUUACGGACUUACAAAACAAAGGUGGACCGAAGACAUCAAGCAGAUCGCAGGAAACCGCUUGAUGCUUGCGGCUCGAGACCAUUAAGCUUGGAGGUCCAUGCAAGAGGCCUAUGUCCAGUGCGGGACAUCCAUUGGCUGAUAAUGAUGAUGACAGGUGAAUUUUAUAUGUGGCAAAUGACGAGAUAGUGGCAACAAUGAAGAGAUGACUAACACCAAACAUGAUAAUAGAUCAUCUAUGAGAAUCAGUGCAUGCACUUCACAGAUGCUACAGCGCACUGUCUACCCUUAAGAUUCAGUAUGAAUCUGUAUUGUAUAAGGAAAUACUCUUUUUCUACAAGUACAUGGUCCCUACCAUAAAAACCUUGUAAAUAAAUAAAUGCACAAAUAGGUAGAAAGUAUUGGAAUGACUCACACAACCUGCCAACGCACAUUGGUGUUGUAUACAAACAAUAAAUCCUUGUAACAGCUACAGGGAACUGCUGAAGUAGGCUGAGAGCAGGAAGAUUAUGUCAACAGCAAAUAUAUAAAUUAAUUUGAACUGAAUCAUGGAAAAUCAAGAACUAGAAAACUCUUUCAUAGCAAGCAAUUUGUAUGUGAGUAUGGAACAUGCCGAGCAAAUGGAAACUGUAAGCGCCGGCUGCACUCUGGACGAGAACUACAUAGAGUCGUGUGAAACUUAUGACGACUCAAGCAAUGGCAAGAAGUACUACUCGUGCCCGCGGUGCCGCUACCGCUGCCCCAAGCGGAGCAACUUCGUCCUGCACGUGCGCACGCACACCGGGGAGAAGCCCUUCGCCUGCUCCGCGUGCGACUACAGAUGUCUCAGCAAGUCUCGUCUGGCGCGACACAUGAACUCUCACACUGGCACCAAGCCCUUCGCGUGCCUGCACUGCCACUUCAAGUGUACGCUCAAGAACAAUCUCAUCGUGCACAUGAGAGCCCACACUGGGGAAAAGCCGUUUUCCUGCACCGAAUGUGAAUACAAAUGUACACAGAGCAGCACUCUCGUCACACACAUGAGAUCCCAUACUGGUGAACGACCAUAUGUGUGUACCAUUUGUGAUUAUAAGAGUUCGUAUAGAAGCCAUUUGAUCGGACACAUGAGGAUUCAUUCUGGGGAGAAGCCGUUUAAAUGUGACACAUGCGACUACACAUGUGCACAGCGCAGCGCGCUCACCGUGCACAUGCUUCUGCACAGCGAUGAGAAGAAAUACACGUGCACUUACUGCGGAUAUAAAUGUAAACGCAAGUCAGAGAUCAACACACACAUAAGAAGUCACACUGGCGAAAAGCCGUACAUGUGCAAGAUAUGUAACUUAUCUUGUACGAGGAGUAACACUUUGGCCAAUCAUAUGAGAACUCAUUCUGCUGAUAAGCCGUUCAGCUGUGAACACUGCGAUUACAAAUGUAUACAAAGAGGGAGUUUGGUCAAUCAUAUGAGGAUACACACGGGGGAAAAACCCUAUCAGUGUAGUGUGUGUGUGUUCAAAUGUGCCCGAGCGUUUAAUUUAGUCACACACAUGAGAAAGCACACUGGUGAGAAACCAUACAAAUGCAGCAUAUGUGAUUAUAGAAGUGCGGCGAAGGCUCGUUUGAACAGACACAUGAAGAUUCACACAAAAUCUGAUUGCAGCGAUAAACCUAAGAAAAGUAAAACAGUGAAUCGUGCCAAAUUGGACAGUAGUGUAGUGAACAAACACAUGAGAACCCACAGUGCAGGCCGAACCGAUUUGGAUGAAACCGAUCAGAAAUACAUUUGCAAUGUGUGUAACACUAAAUGUCCAGAUGCCUACAGCUUGAAUCAACACAUGAGUACUCACGAAGCCCCGCCCGAGCCGCAGUUUAUUGCCAUCAAACAGGAGUUUGAUGCAUCAGAAGUGGGAUACGAUGACUGCGAUGCUCUGAGCGUGCCGGUGGCAGUCAAGCGCGAGCAGGACUCGGACAUGUUGAGUGUAGAACUGACUCCAGUGAUAACUAUUGACACAUGUCGGUAAGACUGUGGCAUAUAUGAAAUCUUGCGACAGCCACAGAACGCUAAAGCUAAAGCUAACGCUUAAGCAAUAGAAGGACCAAGGGGGCCCGCGUAUGCUCAUAUAUGCAGACGUACGCAUAUGUGUUAGUAUUGUAAGAAAAUAAACAUUAAUAACUGUCACAUAGUCAACAGUUAGUAUCAAUGCACUGUUGCCUUGCAAUAAAAAAGUUAAAUACUAACUAAAGUUGUCUGGUAGAUAUUACUUUAAGCUAUAAGACCGCCUUUGCACAUACUUGUUUUCUAUGUUUUCUUUGUUAUUGUUUUUGUUUUGUGCAAUAAAGUAUAAAUAAAUAAAUAAAGUUUACUGUA